AUGAAAGCCACCACUUUCUUUGUCACUCUUUUCACUCUUCUGUUCACGUUGGUUCUAGCUGUCCCGCAAGGUGGUCCCAAUGCCCAGCGUCUCGCCCGGGGCCUUCCGCCUUUGCCACCCGUAAGACGAUCUCCAACCUUUGGGUCUCCAAGGCCAGCACCAUCCCCUGUUCCUACGAACCAAUGUUCCGCUGGGGCCAAGGUGCAGUGUUGCUACGAAGUUACCACUGCGCGAAAUCCGCUCGUAUCAAUUCUCCUCGAAGCACUUGGCAUCGACAUUCCGGCCGAUACUCCCAUUGGCAAAGGCUGCAAGGCGGGGUCUGACAGAACUCAGUGCUUCUUGCCCGGGAUGAAAAAACUCUGUUGUAACGCUACGGGUCCUGCCUUUGGACUCUUUGCUGUAGGAUGCACACCUUAUCCAGGCUCCAACUAA
Messenger RNA from Coprinopsis cinerea okayama7#130, 432 nucleotides. RefSeq lists its product as hypothetical. Gene Ontology annotation, cellular component: fungal-type cell wall. The coding region runs from base 1 to 432 and encodes 143 amino acids. Gene Ontology annotation, molecular function: structural constituent of cell wall. Lineage: Eukaryota; Fungi; Basidiomycota; Agaricomycetes; Agaricales; Psathyrellaceae. The record is from RefSeq and is a predicted model, not a curated record. The transcript has 5 exons.